CCAUGAUUGAGGCGUUAUAAAACGGAGGAGUCCUGAGGAAUCGGCCACUCUGCGCACGGCACCACACCGGGGACAUCUCUCCUCCCAACCUCCGCCAGAACAUCUCGCAUCCCUCGACUUCACCUUGCCACCAGGUAACCCAACACCAGUCCGCCAUGUUGCUGUUGGUGACGUCACUAGUGAUGGCACUUCUGCCCGGUCUGCACGCGCAAGGCUUCACGGGAAAAGCUGACUGCACGUUUGAGAAGGGUCUGUGCUCACUGAAGCAGGCGACUGAUGACUCCUGGGACUGGGAGCGGCGCAAGGGGAACGACAGAUACUACAAGACUCUGCCCAGUCAUGAUCACAGUCUGGGGAAUGGUGAGGGUUACUUCAUGGCCGUCAGAUCUCCCAUCCUGCCUAUCGUGGACGAGCGGUCGGCCCGGCUGGAGACCGGCAUGCUCCGCGCGGGGCGGCACUGCCUGACGUUCUACUACCGGAUCUACUACGCGUGGGGCGCCGACUGGUACUCGGAAACCAUGAACAGGCUCAACGUCUACGUCAUGUCCGGUGACCAGAAGGGAGACCCCCUGUGGAGCAUCAAAGAUGGCGACGUGUGGGAGGACGCGCAGGUCACUAUUGACUCGCAAGAUGACUUUCAGAUCAUAUUUGAAGCUGAGGUGAGGUCUGGGCAUAAGGGCAGCAUCGCUCUGGACGAUAUCAGCAUCUCAGGAGGGUCAUGUGAAAAGAGCUGUAAGGACUCGUACUACGGCUGCUGCAUGGACGGCGUGACGGCGGCGGCAGGUCCGAACUACCAGGGCUGCAGGUUCGAGCCGGAUGACAUCGUGGAGCCGUCUGAGGACACCAAGAUCGAGCAGUUCCCCGGAAAAGCUGGAGACUCUGCGGACUGCACGUUUGAGCAGGACGAGUGUGCUUGGUACCAGGCGCAGCGCGACAAUCUGGACUGGGUCCGGCUGAAGGGCUGGUCACGUAACGUGCAGAACACACUGCCCAGCAGCGACCAGACCACCAAGAAAGCUAACGGGUGGUUCAUGACCGUCCAGUCGCCAGUCCGGCCGUACAUCGCGCAGGUCGCCCGGCUGCAGACCCCCGAGAUCCGGUCCUGGUCCGGAUACCCCGAGAAGUGUCUGACGUUCCACUACCACAUGGCAGAGAAGUUCCCGGACUUCUUCCCAAGGGAAGGGACCAACCUGCUGAACGUGUUCGCCACCUCCAAGAAGUACUACGACGAACCCAUCUUCGUGGCUAAUGACGUCAUGGACGACCAGUGGAAGAGAGUUUCUGUCACCUUCUCGUCCGAGAAAGACUUCCAGAUUGUCUUCGAGGCGAUCAUGCUGUCUGAGUACCCGGGAGACAUCUCCAUUGAUGACGUCACCGUGGACGAGGGGUCAUGUGAAGACCGGCACGCCUGUAAGCGGUCCCGGUACGGCUGCUGCCCGGACGGCCGGACCCGGAAGCAGGACACGGCGGGGCGCGGGUGCCGGUACGUGGGGCGCCUGGGGGCGGACCCCGAGGGGCUGGAACAGUUCGAGCAGGAGGAGAAGUACACCAUUGAUAAAGUACUGGAGGACCCCUGUACCAUGUUGCUCGGAGUGGAGUUCCAGGACUGCUGGUCCCGCUACAAGGCGAUAAUCUGGUGGCUGAAGGAGGAGGGGCGUGACGCCGACGUCGGCGCCUACUGCGUAGCACACGCAGACCUGUACAAGUGCUACUACUCUGCAGUGACGACACUCUGCGAAGACGACAGGAACUACAGGUCGUUCAAGGCGACCCUGGGCCGUGACGUCAGGUACAUCAAGAACUUCUGCAAAAAUGGGAAGCGCGGGCGCAGAGGCCGGGCCCGGAGACACGCACUCGUGCCGCUGUCCCCGGCCGACCUCAUGGACAUGCUGCCCUGAAGGACAGAACAGUUAGUUAUUGAAGGCCCCACUUUCACUAGGCGCCCUUGCUCGUUUCCGUCUCGUAAAAUUGCGUUGGACUUAAAAGGGUAAUAGUCAGUUGGAACGGUCGUUGCCAUUUGAAACGGUCAUUGUCAUCAUUUCAACCAUUACCAUUUCAUGCGGUCGUUGCUAUUUGAAACUGUCAAUGCCAUAUUUCAAACGUUACCACUUUAAACUGCCGUUGUCAUGUGAAACGGUCAUUGCCAUUAUUUCAGACAUUAUCAUUUCAAAUGGUCGUUGCCAUUUCACACUGUCGAUGCCACAUCGGCAUAUUCCAACAUAUCAUAACUUUUUGGGGUAGACGAAUGUAUAUAAAAGGAUGAAAAGCAGCAUUUGAGUUGCAUAACAGUAUCGUGCCAAAUGGU
Messenger RNA from Branchiostoma floridae (Florida lancelet), 2305 nucleotides. RefSeq names its product MAM and LDL-receptor class A domain-containing protein 1-like. NCBI's taxonomy places the organism in Eukaryota, Metazoa, Chordata, Leptocardii, Amphioxiformes, Branchiostomatidae. Bases 156 to 1898 code for a protein of 580 amino acids. Gene Ontology annotation, cellular component: membrane. The record is from RefSeq and is a predicted model, not a curated record. The transcript is spliced from 14 exons.